CCUUCGUAAUGUGGCAUUCUGUCCCUGAACCGGGGAGCUUCUGUGCCUUAGGUCACUUCAGCCCAGGGCGAAAUAAAAGACAUCGCCAGAGUAAGUGUCCAGGCUCCCACUGAAAUCGCGUUCCUUUGACGUUAUCGACAGCUCUCCGAACCCCGAUUAGCGAGAGAGCAGGUUUGAAUGCGCGUCGUCGACUAGCUGUCGGGCCUACUUUCUACGCGACUCGCUACUGAAAUCCACGACGCGCGCUGGGUCCAAUCCGACGAGGAGCCAAGCCGCCCACCGAAAUUGACAGUUCCGUGCUUACAAAAAGCGCCACGCCUCUGCCGCUUUCGCGUCUCCACUCCGAUUUUCGAAUUGUUUCAAAAAGAGGGCUUCGCAGCCCCAGCCGCGAACGGCUGAGGUCUUCGUAGUCGCGCCGCACCUCGCGUCAUCUCUGACGGAGGGCUGCGAUCUAUUUGGGCUGACAGCUAAGCAUUUUGCAGACGAUGGAUGCGAUGGCAGCGCGGCUUCAGAGCUCGUUCGACGAGGUGCUGGCAUCUGCAUCACUGCUGGUGGAGGCGGCUUCCUCUGCUCCUCGCGCUGAUGCACAUUCAGGCUCCGGUGCGCCUCGCAGCGAGGUGGCAGUAGCAUCGGCCCUGGAGGUGUUUCAGAGCCGAGUGGACCUCUUUCAAGCCGCAUGCGACCGGGCUCAACAGCAAGUGGACGCAGCGAGGCACCGGCUGCUGUCGGAGAGCCUGGUGGACGAAGCAAGAGGCGCAGCAGCUGAUGCGUCUGCUGUGGGUGCAGCAGCAGGAGAGGGGGGCCAGCAGAUGGUGCUGGGAGCAACGCGGCUGGAGCAGAUCAGCAAGGCUGUGCGGGCUAUGGUGCAGGACCUGCAACACGGGCAGUCUGAAAGGCACUGACCUGCAGCACGGGCAGUCUGAAAGGCACUGACCUGCAGCACAGGCAGUCUGAAAGGCACUGACCUGCAGCACGGGCAGUCUGAAAGGCACUGACCUGCAGCACAGUAGGAGCAGAUCAGCAAGGCCAUGCGGGCCAUGGUGCAGAUCAGCAAGGCCAUGCGGGUCAUGGUGCAGAUCAGCAAGGCCAUGCGGGCCAUGGUGCAGAUCAGCAAGGCUAUGCGGGUCAUGGUGCAGAUCAGCAAGGCCAUGCGGGCCGUGGUGCAGGACCUGCAGCAGAGGCACUUGGAAAAGCACGGACCAGGGAGAGCACAGCAAGGGCGAAUGGAGCAGAUCAGCAGGGGACGAGCUACAUUUGAACCCUCAGCGUGAUUAGAUACGAUGCAGUGUGUUGCAGUUGCAUUUUGGCAUGGUGCAGUGUGGUGUAAGUUCAAACUUGGU
Closterium sp. NIES-67 is the source of this 1340-nucleotide messenger RNA. Lineage: Eukaryota; Viridiplantae; Streptophyta; Zygnematophyceae; Desmidiales; Closteriaceae. The record is from the annotation of a GenBank genome assembly.